UUUCUGACUUGACCAACCAUCACAGAUACCUGCAAGACAGUCAGAAACAUGAUGCUGCCUCCCAUGGUCCUGCCCAGAAUGUCCUGGCUGCUGCUCUCCUGCCUGAUGCUCCUAUCUCAGGUGCAAGGUGAAGAUACCAAGGAGGAGUCUCUCCCCAAAAUCAGCUGUCCCAGAGGCUCUUAUGCCUUUGGCUCCCACUGUUAUGCCUUGUUUAGGACACCAAAAACCUGGAUUGAUGCAGAUUUGGCCUGCCAGAAGCGACCUUCAGGAUCUCUUGCAUCUGUGCUCAGUGGAGCUGAGGCAAACUUCUUGGCCUCUCUGGUCAAGAAAAAUCUGAACACCUGCUAUUACAUCUGGAUUGGGCUCCAUGAUCCCACAGAGGGUCUUGAGCCCAAUGCCGGUGGAUGGGAGUGGAGUAAUAGAGAUGUGAUGGAUUACUUUGCCUGGGAGAAAGAUCCUGCCAGCAUCCCAAACCCUGGCCAUUGUGGGAGCCUGUCUCAAAACUCAGGAUAUCUGUUAUGGCAAGAUUAUAACUGCUAUGAGAAGUUACCCUAUAUCUGUAAGUUUAAGGGUUAAGUCAGGUGGGAGUCAGCAACCUGAAUUGGGAUUCAGCUCAUCGUGGGACCAAGUGAAGACCCACUCCAAAAAGGGAUAUUUUCCCCACCCCCUCAAUCCUGACCUCUUCUUUUAUGACCUUCCCUCCUACUCCUCUUAAUUUCAAGCUUUGAAUGCCCAAUAGCCUUAUGUCUCAAAGAGUCACAAUAAAUGUUUUACUUAA
Molecule: messenger RNA, 778 nt
Organism: Pipistrellus kuhlii (Kuhl's pipistrelle)
Lineage: Eukaryota; Metazoa; Chordata; Mammalia; Chiroptera; Vespertilionidae
Product: lithostathine-like
Exons: 6
Coding region: 49-576 (175 amino acids)
Biological process (GO): antimicrobial humoral immune response mediated by antimicrobial peptide; response to peptide hormone; venom-mediated disruption of cell wall in another organism
Molecular function (GO): signaling receptor activity; peptidoglycan binding; oligosaccharide binding
Source: RefSeq, a predicted model, not a curated record